CUUCAUUUCCCAUAAUGCACGUGGAGAAAGGCGCAGAGAAAAUAAACAGAGCUCAUCAUGGCGGCCGACAAUGAUCCCGAGUCUGAGGUGUUUGAGAUCACAGAUUUCACCACCGCGUCCGAAUGGGAAAGGUUUGUGUCCAGAGUCGAAGAAGUGCUGAACGACUGGAAACUGAUUGGCAGUAAUGUUGGCAAGCCACCCGAAAAGGGAGAAUAUACCACAGGCACAUGGGAGGAGAAGUCACGCGAGAUCAACUUUGCCGAUUUCAAGUUUUCCAUCACGCACCAUUACCUGAAACAGGAAUGUUCUGAGGGCGAGGGGAAGGAAGACGGCGAAGAAGAUGCCUUUCCUCUGGCCAUGCAGGACCUGCUGUGCAUGAACAACGACUUUCCUCCGAGGGCGCACUGCCUUGUCAGAUGGUAUGGAGUGCGGGAAUUUGUGGUCAUCUCUCCUGGAGCGAACUGUGAAGCGAUUAUCAGCGAAUCCAAGUGCAACCUGCUGCUCAGUUCUGUCUCUAUCGCUUUGGGAAACACUGGCUGCCAGGUGCCGCUGUUCGUGCAGAUCCAGCAGAAGUGGAGGAAGAUGUACACGGGCGAAUGCCAGGGCCCCGGGGUUCGCACCGACUUCGAGAUGGUGCAUCUGCGCAAAGUUCCCAGCCAAUACAACCACCUCUCAGGCCUGCUGGAUAUCUUCAAAGCCAAAAUAGGGUGCCCGCUGACCCCGCUACCACCCAUCAACAUCGCCAUCCGCUUCACCUACAUCCUCCAAGACUGGCAGCAGUACUCCUGGCCCCAGCAGCCUCCUGACUUUGACGCCCUGCUCGCCGGAGAAGUCGGAGGCGUCGAGUUUGGCAAACUUCCGUUCGGCGCUUGCGAGGAUCCAAUAAGCGAGCUGCACCUCGCGACAACCUGGCCCCAACUGACUGAAGGCAUAGUCGUGGACAAUGACGUAUAUUCCGAUUUGGACCCACUCCAAGCUCCUCACUGGUCCGUGAGGGUGCGGAAAGCGGACAAUCCCCAAUGUUUGCUUGGCGAUUUUCUCACGGAGUUCCUCAAGCUGUGCAGCCGGAAGGAGUCCACGGAUGAGAUACUGGGAAAGAGUUCAGCCGAGGAGGAAAGCAAAGAAAACAGUGACAUCACUCAAGCACUGUCUAAGCUGACGGAGCCCACAGCGGUGCCGAUCCCCAAACUGUCCGUCUCGAACAUGGUGCACAGUGCCCGCAAGCACAUCCGCCGGCACCGCCGCAACGAUCAGUCUCCACUCAGUAACGACGUGCUCAAUUCUAUCCUACUGUAUCUCUUCCCAGAUGCAGCGCUGGACAAAUCCGACUCGAAUGAAGGUAAAGCAUCUCAGUCGAACCCGGGAGGAAAGAGCGAUCAAGAUAAAGAAACGGAGGACUACAAUCUGUUUAGCGUGCUGAAAUCGGCUCCGUGGGACUGUCUGACCUACAGGCUGGCGCUGUGUGUGUGUUUGGUGAAUUUCUACCACGGUGGCAUGAGAGCUGUGGCCCACCUAUGGCAGGAGUUUGUGCUGGAGAUGCGCUAUCGCUGGGAGAACAAUUACCUCAUCUACGGGUUGCCUGCUGGCCCUCCUGAUCUGCGAUGCUGCCUUCUCCACCAGAAACUCCAGAUGCUCAACUGUUGCAUCGAGCACAAGAAAGCGAGGGACGACGUCCGGAAAGACGCGGCCAGUGAAAACGGACUCCCGGUGCCUCAGGCGUCAUCGGGAAAGUCCUGGGACUCGUGGAGCGACAGCGAGGACGAGUUCUUUGAGUGUCUGAGCGAUGCAGAAGAUAUGAAAGAGGUGCCAGCGGACGGAGUUAAAGGAGCAGGAGCCAAAAUAAAGCCUGAGGGUCGACUGCAGACUCAUGGCAAGCUGACCUUGCUCAACUCACUCGAGCCGCUCUAUAUACCAGUCACGCAGGAGCCAGCGCCCAUGACCGAAGACGCGCUGGAGGAACAGUCGGAGGUGUUGGCCAAAUUGGGCACGUCGGCUGAGGGCGCCCAUCUCCGUGCGCGCAUGCAGAGCGCCUGCCUGCUCUCAGACAUGGAGUCCUUCAAGGCGGCCAAUCCUGGCUGUUCCCUGGAGGAUUUUGUGCGCUGGUACUCGCCAAGAGACUACGUGGAGGAGGAAGUGAGCGAUGAGGCGGGCGGGACGGUGGUCCAGGGAUCGCUGAGUGCCAGGAUGAAGAUACCGGGCAACAUGUGGGUGGAAGCAUGGGAGAGUGCCAAGGCCACACCAGCACGUAGGCAGAAGCGGCUGUUCGACGACACUAAAGAAGCCGAGAGGGUGCUGCAUUAUCUGGCAGUCCAGAAACCUUCUGACCUCACACGACACCUGCUGCCCUGCAUCGUCCAUGCUGCUAUACUCAAAGUGAAGGAGGAAGAGGCGGUUGAGGACAUCGCAUCGGUGCGUAAAAUCAUUCCUCAGGUCAGCUCUCAUGCCAGUAAACUGCUGCGCCACCCCAGUCCUGAUCUCAAGAAACUGGAGGAUACUAUUAACCAGAUCACGAUGCUGGAGGCCACAAUUGCCCGGGCUCGAUCUCUCAGAGCUAAGUUUGGCCUCGGGAAAGGAGAGAGACGAGAGGAGACUGAGGAUCUCGAGCUGUUCGUGAGCUCUCUGUUAGAAGAGCCCGAGGUGGCCGUGAUUGGCGCGGGACGGGGUCCGGCAGGAAGCAUCAUCCAUAAACUGUUCGUCAGCGCUCAGCGGCUGGCUGAUUCCAGUGAUGAGGCCGCCCUGUUGGCGCCGUUAGACGAAGAAGCGGGCCGAGUGGGUGGGCCCGACGAUCGCAAGCCGGCAGGAGGCGGAGUUCCAGAUUUCCCACCGCCGGCUGGACGGGAGAUCCUGCUGCGUACGUGCGUGCCGCGGCCGGCGCCGUAUUCCAAAGCCCUGCCCCAGCGCCUCUUCUGCGUCCUCCUGAGGGAAGACUUCCGGCUAGCUGGAGCGUUCUCGUCCGACACCUCGUUCUUCUGAGGAGAACCGCUCGAGGAACCGAGGUGAAAACUAAGGACGCUGUGGAUGUUUUUAAACACGUACGUUUUUUGAGUUGGGGGAGUGUUCAAGUUGCCUUGAAGAACUAAUGAAGAAACAAGGUUGCCAUGGAGUUAAAACCCAUUUGGGAUCUUUAUUCGUAGGGUGGCUUGUUUCUAGACCAGUUCUUUUGGGUAACUUCACCCAUGAAUGCAUUAUCACCUCUGAUAGAUGUGAACAACCUGUUCAUUUGGGUUGUCAUACACCUCAGUAAUAUCGGCCUGUCAGUUUCCCACAUACUUGCAGCAUUCCGUUUCUUAAAUCAUGCUUAAGGAAAAGAAAUCUCAGCAUUGAUGUGGGGAAAAUAUUUCUUUAUUAUAUAUACACUAUAUAUAUAUAUAUUUACACACCUUCUACAUGGGCAUGUCAUGUGCAAACUGAAGUAAGAACAGUAAGGCAUUGUACAGAAGAGCCAAAGUGAAGAUCGGAUUUGCGGAUAAUACAAGAAAUAAAAAUAAAAGUUGUACAUUUAUGUAUAUCAGUGUUCACAGAAAUAUCAUGGAUGUUUAUGGAGUAACUAGAAGAAUACAACAAUGUUUCUUUUCUGUAACCGUAGCCUUGUAAAAUGAUUAAACAAAUGACACCUCAGCAGAUAACGAACUCGUAUGUAUGAUGGUAUAUCACUAUUUUUCACAAUGAUUCUAGAUGUUCAUCUCGCUGUAUGUGCUGUUUGUUUUAUUGGACCAGUAACAUGCCACAGUUUGUAUGUUAUGACAGUAAAAGUCUCAGUUACCUACAGUGUGUAACAGGUUUAAAGUGCAGGUUUAAUUCUAGAUCGCGUAUAGUAGCCUUACAAAUUUCCUGACGGUUGCGUAGUAAUUGUAACUGCUGUUAAUUGUCAAAUCGCAGAGCGCGUUUGAUCAGCUAAUCUUGCGCCAAGUCUGUUUUAUGAAUACGAGUGAAAUUGGCCAAAGCGUGUAAAUGUCAAGUCAACAUUUCAAUCUUAAAUGUGAGACCUCCUUAAUUUAACACUGUUGUCCUGAAUGAAAUAAAAUAUUUUAAUGGCGCAAAUCA
Ictalurus punctatus (channel catfish) is the source of this 4044-nucleotide messenger RNA. RefSeq names its product RAB3 GTPase activating protein subunit 1 (gene rab3gap1). Gene Ontology annotation, biological process: positive regulation of GTPase activity. The record is from RefSeq and is a predicted model, not a curated record. The coding region runs from base 58 to 2973 and encodes 971 amino acids. The transcript has 25 exons. Gene Ontology annotation, molecular function: GTPase activator activity. Lineage: Eukaryota; Metazoa; Chordata; Actinopteri; Siluriformes; Ictaluridae.